Sipha flava (yellow sugarcane aphid) is the source of this 595-nucleotide messenger RNA. Its product is annotated as anaphase-promoting complex subunit 15. Gene Ontology annotation, cellular component: anaphase-promoting complex. Lineage: Eukaryota; Metazoa; Arthropoda; Insecta; Hemiptera; Aphididae. The transcript has 3 exons. Gene Ontology annotation, biological process: regulation of mitotic cell cycle spindle assembly checkpoint. The record is from RefSeq and is a predicted model, not a curated record. Bases 96 to 473 code for a protein of 125 amino acids.
UAUUUUUAUAUAUUUGUGAAAUAAAUAAUAAAAUCGAUUUCAUUAGAAAAUUUAAAUUCAGAGUUCUUACUAUAUUGAGUUAGUCUACCACAAACAUGAUGAAUUCUGGCAUUCCGAUUUUUCCAACUAUGAUCCCAAAUACUGUGAAUCAAUUAUGGUUCAGUGUUGAUGAGCCCAAAAACGAAGAAACAGAACUUAUACAAAUCGAAAGUAUACACCAAAACUGGUUACUCACAGUAGUAAACAAACUUAACGACAAAGACUUUCCAGUACCAAUUGGCAAAACUGCUACUGAAGUAAUGUAUCUAGUUGUUGAUGAGUACAAGAAGAAGAUGAUGAAGAAGAUGAAGAGGAAGAAGUCAAUCAUUCCGAUGAUAGUGAAACCCAUGAUGAGGAAGAUGACGAUGUUGAAAUGGACGUCUCCAAUACUUUUGAUCAAGAUUCUCCAAUUUCUGUUUCUACUAGAUAAUUAAUAACAACUAUAAUUUUCACGGACACUGAUAUAAAUCAUUACAUUGUAUUGUGUACCUUUUUUGCAUUAUACCAUGUACUAACUGAACAUUGUAAUUUUAACAUGAUUAAUUACCAUCAAUAA